Cololabis saira (Pacific saury) is the source of this 3126-nucleotide messenger RNA. RefSeq names its product transcription factor AP-2 beta (gene tfap2b). Gene Ontology annotation, molecular function: DNA-binding transcription factor activity, RNA polymerase II-specific; RNA polymerase II transcription regulatory region sequence-specific DNA binding. Bases 168 to 1520 code for a protein of 450 amino acids. The record is from RefSeq and is a predicted model, not a curated record. NCBI's taxonomy places the organism in Eukaryota, Metazoa, Chordata, Actinopteri, Beloniformes, Belonidae. Gene Ontology annotation, cellular component: nucleus. The transcript has 7 exons. Gene Ontology annotation, biological process: anatomical structure development; regulation of cell population proliferation; regulation of transcription by RNA polymerase II.
CUCCGGGCGCAGGAAGGUUCUGUGAGGACUUCUGGAACGGGCCUGCCUGCAGAUACAAAAGCGCUGCUUUGACCUGGAAUGCAUUUGCCAGUCUCGGUCCAACACCCUCUUUCCCGACCUGUAAUUUCCCCGCGAGCCUUCCAGUAAGACCAGCAGAGGGUUUACAGAUGUUAGUUCACUCUUACUCCAAUGCGGACCGCCAUGACGGCGUCUCGAGCCACAGUUCGCGCCUGUCCCAGCUGGGCUCGGUGUCGCACGCAGGACCCUACUCCAGCGCGCCGCCGCUGUCUCAUGCGCCUUCCUCCGACUUCCAGCCGCCGUACUUCCCCCCGCCGUACCAGCCGCUGGCGCACUACCAGAGCCAGGACCCGUACUCGCACGUCAGCGACCCGUACUCCCUGAACUCGCUGCACCAGAGCCAGCAGGGCGCAUGGGGUGCGCGCCAGCGGCAGGACGCCGCGGGGGACCGGAUGGAGAGCUCGGCCCUGCUGGCGCAGCCGCGGGCCUCCCUGCCGCAGCUGUCCGGGCUGGACCCGCGCAGGGACUACGGCGGCGUGCGGCGGCCCGACGUGCUGCUGCACUCCGCGCACCCGGGACUGGAGCCCGGCAUGGGGGACGGACUGCUGCACGGGCUGCACGGCAUGGACGAUGUGCAGCAGGCUGGGAAUGAUUCGUAUUUACCUUGGUUCCUACAGACCAUUGAUGACACCAACGGAACAAACAUACUGGAUCAAUCAGUGAUUAAAAAAGUCCCCAUGCCGCCCAAGAACAUGGGCUCCCUGAUGCUGGGGAAGGACGGCCUGAUCGGCGGGGUGACCGUCAACAUCAACGAGGUGUUCUGCUCGGUCCCGGGACGCCUGUCGCUGCUCAGCUCCACCUCCAAGUACAAAGUGACCGUAGGGGAGGUGCAGAGGAGACUCUCCCCGCCCGAGUGCCUCAACGCCUCCUUGUUGGGGGGCGUGUUGAGAAGAGCAAAGUCUAAAAAUGGUGGGAAGUGUCUGCGGGAAAAGCUGGAGAAGAUCGGGCUGAAUCUACCUGCCGGGAGGCGCAAAGCUGCCAAUGUCACUUUACUAACAUCUCUAGUAGAAGGUGAGGCGGUCCACCUGGCCCGGGAUUUCGGUUACAUCUGCGAGACGGAGUUUCCCACCAAAGCCGUGAGCGAGUACCUGAACCGGCAGCACGCAGAUCCCACCGAGCUGCACACGCGGAAAAACAUGCUGCUGGCCACGAAACAGCUGUGUAAGGAGUUCACAGACCUGCUGGCCCAGGACAGGACUCCCCUGGGCAACUCAAGGCCCAGCCCAAUCCUGGAGCCUGGCAUCCAGAGCUGCCUCUCCCACUUCUCCUUCAUCACGCAUGGCUUCGGCUCACCCGCCAUCUGCGCCGCACUCACCGCCCUGCAGAACUACCUCACCGAGGCUCUCAAAGGACUCGACAAGAUGUUUCUCAACAACCCUCCCAACAACCGGCACGGGGAUGGGAACAAGGUCGGCGACAAAGACGAGAAGCAACGGAAAUGAAGCAUGUACAGGAGGGGAGUGACGACGACGAGCUGAGAGGGAGGCCGACGCACACAGACAGAGGCGUUACACCGUUUCUUCUAGCUUUACACCACUGCGACUGACCUGCCGCACUCAAGGCUGAGGUGGAGAGGGAGGACGGGGAAGGCUUGGUAGAGAGAAAACAGCAGAGGAAGACACCCGUGGGCCAGUGUCAGAGAGCACAGAGGGAUUUUUCAUCUGUGUUGCAUUCUUUUCAUUCCCCUGAGGACAUGGUGGUUACUGUGCUACAUCCAUUUCGCUCCCCCCGCCCUGCAUCCUGUGAGACUGAGAUGCUGUGAGCAGCCAGCAGACAACAUUGUGUCCGUGUGCCUGAGUGAGUGUAUGUGAGUGUAUGUGUGUGUGUAUGUGUGUGCUUGUGUUUGUCUUCGCACAGAAAAAGCAUUGCAGGUUUGGAGUUUGGCUGAUGAGCAUUCUAUCUGUGAAACAGGUUUGCCUGGUUAUUUAACACAAGUAAGAGGAGGAACCGUGUUAAUUUAUGUGUGUAAAUAUUUAUUUAUAUUAAUUUAAAUGGAUGGUUGUGUAAAUAGGUGCGCCAGCUUUUUUGGAGUAGGCCUAUUUAUCUGUGAUUUGACCUUUGUGAGCCAGUGGGGGGGGGGGCAGGAUUCGUCCAGUGUUUUUCUGUUCUUAUAGAGCUGUUGUCAUGGUGCUGAUGAUGGGUAGACAUGCUUCUAAUUGUCCAGUGAUUUCAUUUCUAUCAUAUUGAUAAUAAACCAUGUGUUUUAUUAUGGGAGGUGUGAAGCCUGCGCCUUUUCUCCAAAGAAGUUCUCCAGUAGUCUGAUUAAAGGUCGGGGGUCAACUCAUGUUCAGUUCAUUCCAUUUGAAAUUACUUAUUUCAUUUAAUAUUAAUGAACACUUGUACCUGAAAUAGUUGAAGGUUUGAAAGAAGAAAAAAAUAAGCUCCAGAAAACAUUUGUCACUGUUGACUGUGAUAUUCAAUUAGAUGGGUCAAACUCCAGAGACCUGCAGGCAUCCUUGUUUAGUAAUUCUGAUUAAUGAAAUGUUUGCUGUAGGCUCCAACGUGAAAACAUAGGUUCACCAAAUCGGCCAAUGAAGGUAUGAGGUAUGCCAUGCGGUUUAUUAUUUAGUUGCAGCAGUAAAUUUCUUAAAAAUAACUUUGAAAAACAGAUUUGAAAACAGCGUUCCAGAUAUUUCACAUGGUAAAGUACUCUAUUUGACCUGAUGUUUUUACUGUCAAAGAGAUAAACCAGAAACUGGCUUAAGCUGUAUUAAAACGCCUCAACUAAAUUAAAUUUAAAGGGCAGGAUUAGAGUAAAAAAGAAUCCCCAAUAAUAAUAGUUUUACUUUCACUUAGGCUCUAUGUAGGGAUGGGAGGUGUACAAAGCCCGGGCAGGAGCGCGCCCCUCAUACAGAUGCGCGCCUCUCAUACAGAAGCGCGCCCCUCAUACAGAUGCGCGCCCCUCACACAGAAGUGCGCCCCUCAUAUGCGCGCCCCUCAUACAGAUGCGCGCCCCUCAUACAGAUGCGCGCCCCUCAUACAGAUGCGCGCUCCUCAUACAGAUGCGCUCUUGCACCAUGAUGGAUGCGCUCUUAUUCCAGCAGGAUA